GGCCAGGCAGAUCAAAUCGUUGUUGCAACAAUUUUCUGGACAAUUCUAAAAGGGAUGCUCUCUUUUCUGUACCAAACUUUGACUGUGUAACUUGUCUUCCGACCAUAUCUUCUUGAUGACACCAGAUACCUGUGUCUUAGAUCAGAUUUUGAUCUGAAGGAAGUUCUAUCAUCAGAUAAAACUGAGCUACAUGUAGUAGCUUCUGAUAUUUAGAGUUUUUGGUAAUUUGCAUGGCAGAAUACCCCCUUCUCUUUAACUGGAUGUCGGCAUUGCACUUCAUCAUCACUUUGUAAAGUAGCUGUUACACUGAAGGGUUUUAGGGGAUUUACUCUCCUCAAUUUCUUGAUAAUCUGGAGACAGACGACUUUACUCCCCAUAUCAACUGUGGCUGUUUACCUGCAAACUUAUAUUCUCUUUCUGUCUCUGAAGCAGUCAGUUGUGUUCACAACUGGAAGGUUGUAGGGGUUAACUCUCCUCAAAAUCUUGAUAAUCUGAAGAAAAUAAGACGACCAAUAAACCAAGAUGUCUUACAUGCUUAGCCAUCUCCACAACGGCUGGCAGGUCGACCAGGCCAUCCUCGGCGAGGAGGAUCGCGUCGUCGUCAUCCGCUUCGGUCACGACUGGGACCCGACGUGCAUGAAGAUGGACGAGACGUUGUACAGGAUCUGUGACAAGGUGAAAAACUUUGCUGUGGUGUACCUCGUUGACAUCACAAAAGUGCCGGAUUUUAACAAGAUGUACGAGUUGUACGACCCGUGCACUAUGAUGUUCUUCUUCAGGAACAAGCAUAUAAUGAUUGAUCUGGGUACCGGUAACAACAAUAAGAUCAACUGGGCUAUAGACGAUGAACAGGAGGUUAUUGAUAUUGUGGAGACAGUGUACAGGGGCGCGAGGAAAGGGCGUGGUUUGGUUGUGUCACCCAAAGACUACUCUACCAAAUACCGUUAUUAAUGUCCUCUACCGCAUCUCUGUUGCCAACAGUUCGGAUUUGUGGAUGGCAGCAAUUGAGAACACGUUGGUUUGGAAAUGAAUACUGGCAGGUGCCAUGCCUUCAUGUAACAUCAUUCCUCAAACAUUUUCUUAUGACUUUCAGCUACUCCAGAACUGCAAAGCUUUGGUAAAUUUGUUGAUGGAUUUUGUAGAGUAGGGUUGCGGGCUGUCACAUAUUGAAUCAAAUGUACAGUGUACAGUAUCGCACCGAUCACCUGGGGAGCAGUUCAUCAACAUUUUCGUCCGACAAGUCAGAUCUGACAACUUUCCUUGAUUACAUACUGGAUGAUCGGCACUGUGAGAGGCACUGUUAACAUAGGAACUGUCAGAUAAAACAGUACUUGUCUGAUAAUAGAUCUUACAAGUCCUUUUGAAUGAUGAAACGCUCCCAGGAUUUAUCUCAAGAUACACUGCAGUAAACUCUCCAUAUUUGACCUUCAAUAAAUCAAGUAAGCCUAUAAAACUCAAGGCAUUAUUUCAAACCAGAAUAUGCAAAAUGUCUCUCCAAUUUUAUGAAGUGCAACAGCUUUCUGUGUUAUCAAGAAACUCAACUUGGGUAGUGUCACCUGUGUGUCGUUCAGAUUUAAUUAUGUCUCAGACACUCUUUGCAUUUAUGUACAUGUAGUAUGUUUUAGUGUUUUUCUAGCUUUCUUGUUUAUGGCACUCCUGGGGUCCAUUGCAAAAAGAGUGCAUUUAAACGCAAGUAAAAAAAUCAAUCGCAAGU
Molecule: messenger RNA, 1714 nt
Organism: Lytechinus variegatus (green sea urchin)
Lineage: Eukaryota; Metazoa; Echinodermata; Echinoidea; Temnopleuroida; Toxopneustidae
Product: thioredoxin-like protein 4A
Exons: 3
Coding region: 523-951 (142 amino acids)
Biological process (GO): mRNA splicing, via spliceosome
Cellular component (GO): U4/U6 x U5 tri-snRNP complex; U5 snRNP; spliceosomal complex
Source: RefSeq, a predicted model, not a curated record